AUGUUCCUUUUCCGAUCUUCGACUUCAUCUCCCGCACCUCCCUUUCCCACGCCUCGCAAGUCAUCCCUUUCUGGCCUGCCCUCAACCAUCUCAGCCUCGUCCGAGAUAUCCUCUGGCAGCUCUCUCGCUUCCAGUCCGAGCAGCAACAGCAUCCUCUCGCUUUUGCAGGCCCACUCUUCUGUCUCUUCUUCCUCGUCAGUUUCCAGUGUUCCUUCUCCUGCCACUUGUUUCGCUACGCUCCCCUCCGAGCCCAUUUUGACGGCAAACGCUUUGACCCCUGAUACGUCAGAGCCCAAGAAAGCGGCAGCCACUCCCGCACGACCCUCCACCUCUCCUAACAGAUCCACACUUCCUACUUGUCCACGCACCUCGAGAGCCACUACCACCAUCAAAGCCUGUCCCUCCUUCAACACGGCAAGCCGCCGCUCCACCAUCUCGCCAUCCAACACAGAGCAUCGACCCUCCAAAUCAGUUACAAUGGCCAAGAAGGCCAAGGUGGGCUCAGCCGCCAAAUCCUCCCCUUUUACAAAGUUGGUCGCAGCCGAUACAGCAACCAAGCAAUCCGCAGUCUCAGCCACUACGGACGUGGAGACUAGCCUGCCAACGGUGGCUGAAGACGACGCUGCGACGCCGGCUGCUACCUCUAACGCAUCUACCGUGAAUGAUGUUGAUACAUCCUCUUCGUCGACGACAGAGUCCAAGCAGAAUGUGGUUGUCUGCGUGCGUAUGCGCCCUUCGCGUGCAUCCUCGUCCGACUCUGAAGCAUCCGUCUGGAAUUGCGACUCGGAAAAGAACCGCAUCUUUCCAACAGAGCAUCAUCCAGCGAUUGCAAAGCGUACCACCUCCUCUGAGCGCGCCGGUGCAGGCGCAUCGAUAGCGGCUGCGCCUUCUUCCCAUGAUCUCGACCAUGAAGAUCCCACCUCCUCCACCUACCACUUUCAGUUCGACAAGCUCAUCACCGGUGCACAGACCACCGAUGACAUGUAUCACUCGCACAUUGCGCCCGUCGUUCGCGCUGCUGUGGAGGGGUACAACGGAACCGUCUUUGCCUACGGUCAGACGGGCAGCGGUAAAACGCACACCAUGUCCGGAAGCGAUGCGGAGCCUGGUGUGAUUCCGCGCGCAGUAGAGCAAAUUUUUCAGAUGAUCAAAGACGAGCCGGAUCGUGAAUUUCUGUUGCGGGUUAGCUACCUCGAGAUCUACAAUGAGACUCUCAAGGAUCUACUCGCACCUCUACCACCACUGACGGGAUCGACGGGCUCCUCACUGCAAACCACCGAUCGGCCUGCCUCGCCCAUCAAAGGGGGUUCCAGUCACGCUGCUGGACAAUCGCAAUCUUGUACGCUCCGAAUCAUCGAAGAUCAAAAAUCGAGCCGCGUCAUCAUCACCGGUCUUCGAGAGGAAAUCGUCACCGAUGCCAACACGGUGCUUUGCCUCAUACAACGAGGUCAGGAUGAACGUCAUGUGGGUGCGACUGACUGGAACGAGCGCUCCUCGCGCUCACACUGCGUUUUCCAACUCACCAUCGAAUCGCGUUCGCGCGCACCAAGCGCCAGCAAAGAAGUCCGAAUCAGUCAACUCAACCUUAUCGACCUCGCCGGCUCGGAACGUGCAGCCAGCCAAGCAGAACGUCGUAAAGAAGGCGCCUUUAUCAACAAGUCGCUCCUCACGCUCGGCACAGUGAUCGGCAAACUCACAGAGCCAGUCGAAAACGGAGAUGCACACAUCCCAUAUCGAGACUCAAAACUGACGCGUAUCUUGCAGACUUCGCUCUCGGGCAAUGCGAGAAUCGCCGUCAUCUGCACACUCAGUCCCGACACCGAACAUGCCAACGAGACGCUCUCAACAUUAAAGUUCGGUAAGAGGUGCAAGUUGGUCGUCACCACCGCGAAAAAGGGAACCGCCAUGGACGAUAAAGCGUUGCUGCAAAAGUACCGCAAGGAGUUGGACGCCUUGAGAGCCAAGUUAGAGGCUAAUGGACCGUCUCCUAAUCCAAACGAAGUGAUGACCAUUGUGUCGGCAGAAGCGUCGAAAGAAUCACAGCAGAAGCUGGACCAGCUCAAUCAGCAGAAAGAAGCAGCGCAGAGGGAGGUCGAAGACAUGCAGAAAAAGAGGAGCCAUCUCAAAGCGCAGAUCGAACAUCUUACGCGGCUCAUCUUGACCAGUCAGAGUGUGGCUUCGGAUACUGCUGACAGCAACGCUGCAGCAGGUCCAAGCACGCCAAUUCGAAACCGCGGUGCAUACGCCUCUGCAUUGGCUCGUCGAGGUCCUCGAAUGAGUGACCUUGGUUCUGGCUGCAACAGUCCCAUCUCCCUCACCGCCCCACUUGAAACGACUCUGAGUGGAGCCAAGCCAUUCGAACUGGAAGCGGAGCUUGCAGCUCUACGCCGACAAUUACGCCAACAGAUCGAAUCGCGCACUGCCCUAAUCACCGCGCACACCGCCGAGCUGACGGCACGAGACGCGCGCCAAGCCGAAUUGCAAGAAGCCAUUCGACUCAACGAAGAAGAGCUCGACGAAGCAGAGGCGGCUUACGACAAGCUCAAAGCAGAGCGGGACGAAGCACGCAGCAUCGCGUUGAAGGAGCAGGCCAAGGCGAGGGAGAAUCGGAAAAAGCUACUCGAGGAACAGGAGGCGAAUCGGCUGUUGAAAUUGGUAGCCAAAGCCAGGGCUGGUGAACAAGAUCAAGCGCUCCAGGCACAGAUUGAGAAAUUAAAGAAGUUACUCGAAAGCAAAGAGGAGGAGCUGGAGCAGGUAAAGCGUGCAUUGGACGAGGAGCUGAGGGAGGUGAGGAGAGCGGUGGAGGAGGAAAAAGCUGCUAGGGCGCAAGCGCAGGGCGAGCUGAAUGAACUCAAGCAAGCAAAGACAGCCUUGCAGCUCGAGCUGGACCAAGCUAUUGCUUCAGUGACCGAGCUGAAGGAGAAGCAAGAUGCAACAAACAAAGCCUCCCGCGACGAUGAUGAGGACGAGGACGACGUCAAAACCGAAUUUCGAAACAUCGUACGCGGCAGCCAAGUCAAGGACGACGCCAGCGAACAACUCAAACAGCGCCAGCUUGAGCUGCAAGAACGAGAAGCACAACUCGAGCGUCUUGGCACUGAACUCGAGCAAGCACGUCGCCAAUUGGCUUCGGCCCAAACGCCUUGCGCACCAUCGCCGAUCUCUCUCGGCGAACUCUCCACGCUGCGCGACGAACUGGGCGCAUCCGAAGAAGAGCGUCAAACAUUGCAGGUUGAAUUGGCCAAACUGCGGGCUGUCGCUUCAGGUCGAGAACGGGUGACAGAGAAGUUGGCCUCUCUGGAGACUGAGCUCUCGCGUGCCAAUGCAAAGAUCUCUGAAUUGGAAAAAGAGAUCUUAGCAGAAAAGGCAAGGAGUGCUGAAGCAUUGAAGAAAGUCAGUCGCCCAUUGCCCGUUCCUUUACCGAUUCAAGGAGGCUCAAUGACAGGUUCGCCAGUUUCGCCCACCAAAGCUCUUGCUGGUGGAUCGAAGCUUCGUCCUGGUGCAACGACUCCUACUUGCACUCUAACGAGCGGACUGAACCGCGCAGGAUCGGUAAAGGAGUACCGACGAUACCAAUCCGGAGCGGAUGCUUCUUCUCCCACCCCACCUUCUCCUUCUCCUGCAUCUGGAUCGCGCAGCGUGAUGCUCGGUCACACACCGACAUUCUCGGGCUCGAGCCUUGGCAGCCACACAUCGAUACUGGCCGCCUCGCCCUCCACUGCCACCCAGCCCGCAGGCAAAGCCGAGAGGGAUGAGAUCGACAGGUUAAACGCAGUGAUCAAUUCGCAGCGCGCAAUCAUGGCGGAUCUAGAGAAUUCGGUGGCUUCAUGGAAGACGCGAAUGAAGACACAGGCCGAGCUGAUCCACAAGUUGAUGGUUUCCAACGGCACCAGUUCGGCAGCGGGUCAGUCACCUCCUUCUUCCGACGCUGAAGCAGACGAAGUCUUCGGACAAGGCUCACCACGUCGUCACAAACAGGCUGGUUGGCAGCAAGAUGCACAACAUACACUGCCUAGGACUACCCACCUCGCACUGUCUUCCACCAACAACAGCGUUCCAACACCGUACUACGGAGCACACACGUUCAACCGCCCCCCUUCGACCAUCGGUUCACCAACCAAACCUUUCUCCAACAGCUCUACCGCCGACUCCUGGUCUUACAGCUCCCCCCACCCCUUACCUCUUCCAGGCAGCGGCGAUUCUGUUUCACCAUCCAAGCGCAAACCACGAAAGACGAUCGAGAUGGAUCUCAAACUGCUCAAAUCCAGCCCAAGAGUCGAGAGCAGUAAGAAUAGGUUCAACCUGGAGAAUGAAGUGGCAAAUUCAGCAGAUACUCCCACCAAGAGACGAGCUACCAACGCUUCCGCCUACUACAUCUAG
Molecule: messenger RNA, 4380 nt
Organism: Mycosarcoma maydis (corn smut)
Lineage: Eukaryota; Fungi; Basidiomycota; Ustilaginomycetes; Ustilaginales
Product: Kinesin-7a motor protein
Exons: 1
Coding region: 1-4380 (1459 amino acids)
Biological process (GO): microtubule-based movement
Molecular function (GO): ATP binding; microtubule binding; microtubule motor activity
Source: RefSeq, a predicted model, not a curated record